Molecule: messenger RNA, 1986 nt
Organism: Psylliodes chrysocephalus
Lineage: Eukaryota; Metazoa; Arthropoda; Insecta; Coleoptera; Chrysomelidae
Source: the annotation of a GenBank genome assembly
AUGAAUAACACUUCAUAUAGAUGGCUCCAAUACUUCAAAAAGUACCUGAUACUAGACAAUAAAAGUGGCAGAAUUCAACAAUUACCUUCAAGAAAAAAAGUCAAGCAUAAAAAUAAAGUUAGUGCCGAAGUAAAACAACAUCGUUUGGAACAAAAACGUAUUGCUGAAAAAUUAAGGAGAGAAAAAAUACAAAAUGAUCCAAAGGCUUACGAAAAUUACUGUCGAAAUGAAAGAGUAAGAAAUGAAAAAAGAAAAAAAGAAGGAAAACUUAAGUCAAUUCAAGAAUUAUCAGAACGAGAAAAGAGAGCUCGUCGCAUACAACAAAAUUUAUGGAAAAAAACUCACGGGCACGACAAAAAAGAAAACAAGAAAUUAUCGGAAAAUAAUAAAAAACUGCGAACCACAAUUAAUAGCUUACAUAAAAAAUUACAGCGCUUGAAUAUAAAGAAAUCAGACUCCACAUCGCCUAAAUUUAAAGUUGAUAAAAUAUUAAAUGGUCAAAAUGUGAAUCCCGAAGUUCGUAUAACAUUGAUAUUUCAUGAAGUUAUGGUACGGCAACUAAAAUCGUCCUACCAAAACUCAAAAAGCUCCAAGUUCAAGCAGAUAUUGGGUCGAGCAAUAAGCGGAAAAAUUGUAAAAAAAUAUCGACGACUAUCUGCCAUUAGGAAAAAUAUUGUUCCUAUUAUUUCUUCAAGAGUUGAUAGGAGUAAUAAGCCACUAGAGUAUGUAAAAAAUACAAAAAGCAAUCAAAAAUUUAUUCAAGAUCAAGUGAUAAGUUUUUAUGAAGAAAAUAGUAAGAUGAUUCCGGAUAAAAAAGCUUCAAUAAAAAUGAAUGGUAAACAAGUGACAAAGCGUUAUAUGAAUGCUACGAUUAAAGAUUUACAUUCUCAGUUUUGUUCCCAAAGUACGUACCGUGUUAUCUACUCAACUUUCGCAAAAUUACGCCCAAAGUAUUGUAUUGAACCGAAAGUUAAUAAUCGAAAUACGUGUGCGUGCUUCACUCAUGAAAAUUUUUCUUUGUUAAUACAAGCUUUUCACAGUCAUAAGUUAUUAACAGAAAAUACGUCAUACAAAAUUUUGAGCAGUUGCUUAUGUGACAGUAUUUCUGAACUAUGUCUAUCAAGAAAGUGUGAUAAAUCAAUUAACCAUUUUAAACACGAGCUAGAUUUGUUUAUAGCUCAUAAAUACAGAAUUACUUAUCAAAACAACUCCAUGAAAAAACUUACUCAGUCUCUACAAAGCAAUGAGUUAGGACUCCUCAUUGACUUCAGUGAAAAUUAUUCUUCAACAAAUCCAGAGAUAAAUAAAUUAUAUAUAAUGGGUGAUGGUCCAACGACGCAGUACCGCAAUAUAAAAAUGUUUUAUCUCAUAACUCAGUACUUGCCUCAGUGCUAUACUCAAUUAGAGGAUAUUACAUAUAACUUUAGUGAGGCUGGCCAUGGAAAAAGUUCUGCUGAUAGGAUUAGCGGCUAUAUAAAGAAAUUAGCUGACGAUCAAGUGAAAUACGGCUUGGAUGUAACAAAUUUUGAUUCUUUGCUGGCGAUUUUGCGAAAUCGUGUUAAAUCUGUAUACAUUGAUUGCGUUACAGAAGACGAAAUAUCAAACAUUGAUUCAAUAUUACCAAGCAAUUUUAAGCCUUUCAUUGGCACUAUGAAAAUACAUCAAUAUACGUGGAAUAAACUACAACAUAAUUGUAUUUUAUUUAAUUCAUUAAGUUGUUUUGAUUGUUCUAAUAAAAGUCCAUGUAUACAUUUUGCUAUGGGAAAAAUUGAUUACUCUGUGAAUGAUACAGCCGGAAAAAUUAACAAAAGAUUGAUAGCUAAAAUAAAAAAAUCGGAAAAUUCGUCACCGAAAUUAACCAAAAAUUUAAAAUGCCUUGAAAAAGAUGUUGCUAAAGACAUUUUGGGAAAAAAUGAAACAAUAUCACUGCGUAGAAGUGCAAGAAUUAAAAAAACUGAUGAAAACCAAAAACAAUACAUUAAUUAA